Messenger RNA from Ilex paraguariensis (yerba mate), 2260 nucleotides. The record is from the annotation of a GenBank genome assembly. Lineage: Eukaryota; Viridiplantae; Streptophyta; Magnoliopsida; Aquifoliales; Aquifoliaceae.
AAUAAUGCGACCAUGCGAUCCAUAAAUGGCUCUGUGUUUCUCUCUCCCUAGAAGACUUGCAAUUGCAAACCUUUCUCUCUUCUCUCUUCCCGCAAAAACCCGACCGUUGGACUUCACACAGUUUACUUCAUUUCAAUUUCCCUUGUCCACGUUCAAGUUUUUCAAAUCUUGUUCGACAUCACCUCUCUAUUUAGACCCUUAUUUCUACAACGAUAACCUCCUCUACAAUCACAUCGAUCUCGUUUCAUAUUACACAUUCCUUCUCGAUAAACUAACACAUAAAAGCCAUCUGAAUGAAAUUCAUGCGCGCUUAUACGUGUCUGGACUUCAAUUUAAUGGUUUCUUGGUGACUAAGUUCAUCAAUGUGAGCGCAAAUCUUGGUGAAAUUCACCAUGCACGAGAAUUGUUUGAUGAAUUUCCAGACCCAUAUGUUUUUGUAUGGAAUGCCAUUAUCAGGGGAUACUCUGUGCACAAUAUGUUUACCAGUGCUAUUGAGAUGUAUACAAAAAUGCAAGAAAUGGGUGUGCGUCCGGAUUGCUUCACUCUUCCUCCUGUGCUCAAGGCGUGUUGUGGCUCAUCUGCUGUUGAAAUUGGUCGUGCGGUGCAUGGACACAUAUUUAGACAUGGGUUUGAAUCCGACGUGUUUGUCCAAAAUGCGCUUGUGGCAUUGUAUGCAAAAUGUGGUCAAAUUGAAAGGGCUCGGAUGGUGUUUGAUGAGUUAGAUGACAGGACUAUUGUUUCGUGGACUGCCAUUAUAUCUGGGUAUGCCCAAAAUGGGCACCCUAUGGAAGCUUUGAAGUUUUUUAAGCAGCUUAGAGAAUUGGAUGUGGAAUUGGAUUGGAUUGUGCUUGUGAGUGUUCUCAGGGCUUAUACAGAUGUGGAGGACUUGAAGCAAGGAAAAUGUGUUCAUGGUUUUGUGUUCAAAAUUGGUCUUGAACUUGAACUGGACUUGCGGAUUUCCCUUACAGCAAUGUACGCCAAAUGCGGGCAGCCAAUGGUUGCCAAAUUUUUGUUUCAUCAAAUGGAAGUAUCUAAUGUGAUCUUGUGGAAUUGCAUGAUUUCGGGGUUUGCAAAAAAUGGUUAUGCCAACGAAGCUGUAGAGCUCUUCUGGAGGAUGAUAUCCAAAAAUAUCCGACCAGAUGAAGUCACGGUGCGGUCUACUAUAUUGGCCUGUGCUCAAGUGGGGUCACUUGAACAAGCGAGGUGGAUGGAUAACUAUAUCAGUGACACUAACUACAGAAAUGAUGUUUUUGUCAACACGGCCCUCAUUGACAUGUAUGCUAAAUGUGGAAGUGUUGAGUUAGCUCGUAAAGUAUUUGAACAAACAGUAAACAGAGACGUCGUUGUGUGGAGUGCCAUGGUUAUGGGUUAUGGAUUGCAUGGUCAGGGCAGGGAAGCUAUCGGUCUUUUCGGUGCCAUGAAGCAAGCGGGGGUGUGCCCUAAUGAUGUAACAUUUAUUGGGCUCCUUACAGCAUGUAAUCAUUCGGGCCUUGUUGAAGAGGGAUGGGAACUUUUCCACAGUAUAAGGGAUUAUGGGAUUGAGCCUCGCCACCAACAUUACGCUUGUGUUGUUGAUCUUCUUGGUCGUGCAGGAUAUUUGGAAAAGGCUUAUGAUUUUAUCAUGAACAUGCCAAUUGAGCCAGCUGUUUCAGUAUGGGGAGCACUGUUGAGCGCAUGCAAGAUCUAUCGCCAUGUAAAAUUGGGGGAAUAUGCAGCAGAGCAGCUUUUCUCAUUAGACCCAUUGAAUACGGGGCAUUAUGUGCAGCUCUCAAAUCUAUAUGCUUCAGUCCGCUUGUGGGAUGGUGUGGCAAAGAUACGGAUAUUGAUGAAGGAGAGAGGACUGAGUAAGGACCUUGGUUAUAGUACGAUUGACAUUAAUGGAAAGCUUCAAGUUUUUCGAAUGGGAGACAAGUCACAUCCAAGAUCAAAGGAAAUAUUUAAGGAGCUUGACAGAUUGGAGAGGAGGUUGAAACAGGCUGGAUUUUUGCCGGAUACAGAUUCUGUGCUACACGACUUGAAUAGUGAGGACAAGGAGGACACUCUCUGUAACCAUAGUGAGAGACUGGCAAUUGCUUAUGGACUUAUCAGCACUCCUCCUGGAACUACACUUAGGAUAACUAAAAACCUGCGGGCAUGUGUGAACUGCCACUCUGCAACUAAGCUGAUAUCUAAGCUCGUCUGUAGGGAGAUAGUUGUCAGGGAUGCAAACAGGUUUCACCAUUUCAAGGAUGGAUUGUGUUCUUGUGGAGAUUACUGGUGA